AAUAAUAACCUUAAAAAAUCAAAAAAUAUGGAUUCCACCAAUACUUUUAAAUUCACUGCCAGAGUAAGACCCGACAAAGAAAAAUUAAUCGAAGAUUUAAAAAAUUUAGACUAAUCUGAGCAAGACUUUUUAAAAGAACACAUUGAAAAAAACAUCCAACAUAUGGUUUUAACCGGAAAUUCAUAUUCUAAGAAUUUUUGUGAAUAACUAGGCGAAUAUUUCAAAAAAUCCUAAAACUUAAUAAAAAUUGAUAUACAUGAUAUUUUUGUGACUCGUUUAAAAACAGAAAUUCCAGAAGCUAUAUCAUUUUUAGGAAAUUCUUUAAUAGGCAAAAAUAUUACAGAGUUAGAUAUAUCCGAUAAUGCUGUAAAUCCUUUCGGAGCAAAAGCAUUAGUUCCAUUUUUGGAAUAAGCUACAAACUUAAAGGUAUUCUUAAUAAAUAACGGUGGAUUAGGUAUAGAUGGAGUAAUAACAAUAUCAUAAGCAUUAUCUAAAGGAACUCCUAACUUAGAAAAGUUAUCUUUAACAAGAAACAGAGCUGAAAACGAAGGAGCUAUAGCGCUUUCUAAGGCACUUCCAAAUUUAAAAAAACUAAAAGAACUAAUUGUAUUUUAAGACGUAAUAAAAAAAGAUGGAAUGAUAAACUUAUUAAGAAGUUUGGCCGAAAACUGUCCUGAGUUAGAACUUUUGGACGUAAGAGAUAAUUUCAUAAGUGAAGAGGCUGUAAUUGAGUUAGUAAAUUUACUAAAGAAAACAAAAAAUUUAAAGGCUUUAAACAUAUCUGACUGUAAUAUUUAAGAAAAAGAAAAUACAGCAAUUGUAGAGGCUAUUGCUAUUUCAGAAAAUAAACUUGUAAAGCUGGGAUAUAUGUACAAUGAAUUAAAUGAUGUUUAAGCGAAAAAACUUGUUGAUGCUUUAGUAUUAAAAGGAACAUAAUUAUAAUAAUUAGAUAUUAAAGGAAAUGAUUUAUCCGAACUAACUCAAAAAUAUUUCAAAGAAAAGCUAAAAGAUAAUUUAAGUUCUUUAAGUAAAUUUGAAAGUGAUGAUGAAGAUGACGAAGAUUAAUAAUUAAUUAAAGAUUUUGCUUAAUUAAAAAUAUGA
Molecule: messenger RNA, 1101 nt
Organism: Ichthyophthirius multifiliis
Lineage: Eukaryota; Ciliophora; Oligohymenophorea; Hymenostomatida
Product: ran gtpase-activating protein 1, putative
Exons: 3
Biological process (GO): activation of GTPase activity; nucleocytoplasmic transport
Cellular component (GO): nucleus; perinuclear region of cytoplasm; cytosol
Molecular function (GO): GTPase activator activity; small GTPase binding
Source: RefSeq, a predicted model, not a curated record